UGGGGCGGGGGCGCGCGGCGCUGGACGGCGAGCGGCGGAACCGCGGGGCUGCCGCGCUGUGGGCGCUCCCCGAGGGUCCCGGGAGGACCGCCUGGACCCCUGCGGGCCCAGAAAGGCCGUUCCCCGCCUUGGCCGCACACCUCCUCCUCCUGCCCAGACCGAGACGAGCGCCGGCACCAUGUCGGCCUACCCCAAGAGCUACAACCCGUUCGACGACGAUGCGGAGGAUGAGGGCGCCCGGCCGGCCCGGUGGAAGGACGACCGCGACGUCGCCGACGGGCCCUGCACGCCCGCGGACAGGCAGCAGUAUCUGCGGCAGGAGGUGAUGCGCGUGGCCCAGGCCACAGCCGCCAGCACCGAGAGGUCCCUGUCCCUCAUGUACGAGUCCGAGAAGGUCGGCGUCGCGUCUUCCGAGGAGCUCGUCCGUCAGCGGGGUGUCUUAGAACGCACAGAGAAGAUGGUGGACAAGAUGGAUCAAGAUUUGAAGACCAGCCAGAAGCACAUUAACAGCAUUAAGAGCAUGUUUGGGGGGUUCGUCAAUUACUUCAAAUCCAAACCAACAGAGACGCCACCCGAACAGAAUGGCACCCUUGCCCCCCAGGCUAACAGCAGAUUGAAAGAAGCCAUAAGUACCAGUAAAGCACAGGAGGCACAAUACCAGGCCAGCCACCCAAACCUCAGGAAGCUGAAUGACUCAGACUCUUUCCCUGGAGGCACCGGUUCUGCCGCGAGUACUGAGGCUUACCCGAAGAACCCCCACCUUCGAGCCUAUCACCAGAAGAUCGACAGUAAUUUAGAUGAGCUGUCCGUGGGACUAGGCCGGCUGAAGGACAUAGCCCUGGGGAUGCAGACAGAAAUUGAGGAGCAAGAUGACAUUCUUGACCGCCUCACAACCAAAGUGGACAAGUUAGAUGUCAAUAUAAAAAGCACAGAAAGAAAAGUUAGGCAACUUUAAACACCGAGAAGGCUCUCCACCCCAUUGUGAUGAAACGAGCCAAAAAAUCUCCUGUUAAACUUCCCAAAAUUUAAUUUCUGUUGUUUUAGUGUGUAACGUAAUAUGUGUUUGCAAAUGUUAUAAUUAUAGAGCGAGUUGAGUCCUUGGAGAUGUCAUGAUGAGAAAUGUGUAUCCUACUUUUUUUAGAGCUCUCACCUCUCCAUUGUCUGAACUGAAUGCUUAGAGUCUUAAUCUGAGCACGACAGCCUGGCCCUGAGUAUUUUGGGCCUUCGAUGACCUUGCUGACACCAGAAGAACAGUUGCAUUUCUCACUUUAACGAGCAUAUGGAAAGACAUGGGCAGAAUUUCAAUCCUGGAACCACCAAUCUCUGUGGUGGUGUUGUGAGGGUGGUCCUUCCCACAUCUUGGCUUACCAGUCACCAUUCUCCCACCCCCACCCCAACACACAUACACACAUACACUGAGCACAUUGCGAUUCUCUCAAACCCCAGAAAAGGAUCAAUGUUCAGAAAUGGAAAGUGCCAGCGUUUGCUAUUUGGUUGACAGAUGUCACCUCUUCCCUCCUGGCCUCCAUCCUUGGCAUGCAUUUUAGUAGAAAGGGUUCAGAUCAGCACCACUCACCGUGAUGCCUGGAGAUGCACAGGGAAUUGGGUGAGCCCUGCUUCCCUGUGCACUCUCACCUCUAAGUCACUGACUGAGGUUAGGGACAGAUGCACCAUUGUCUCAAGGCUGCCCAGCUGGCCAGUUGGGGGCCCUCUACAGUUUGUGAGAAUGGAGCAUCAUACAGUGCUUACCCUGUGUGCUCCUCCCCAGAGCACCUGACCCAGCCUCGGGGAUGGCAGUGUUUAUUCAACGCCUGGGGUCUCCUGGCCCAUUUAGGAUUCCCACCCAUUCCUCUUGACCUCUUGCAACAUGACUUGACUCAGCUCUUGGUUCUCCGCCACCCAGUUGGAGGACUGGAGUGCCACAAAUGAUGCAGACUUGUCUAGAACAACUUAGCUUUAAAAAUAAAAGCCUAGACAUUAUCAUUUUAACUAGCCUAGCUUGUUCUACACAAAAACAUUAAUCUCAUUACAGAAAUCAAUUUUAAUUAAUGCUUUUAAGUGAUUCUUUCUUUGUAAAGUGACAUUCAUUAAAAUUGAUUUCUGUAACGAGAUUAGCGCCUUUGUGUUGGUACCUCCAGCAGAGUAAUUGAAGCCGCAAGACCCUUGUCUUUUUAAAAAAGCAAAUUAAUUGAAAUAUUUUGAAGACCGUAAAAGGCGCUGAUUUUAAUAAAAUAGGCUAGGUCAGAAAAUUUAAAACAAGUGUGUUUCACCUCAACACAUGGUGCUGUCUAUGGGACCUUCACCACUUUGGUUCUGUAGCCUAUAAAGAAAGCCCCCUGAAGGAAAAGAAAUCUCUGCAGUGCUGCAACAGUGCAUCCAUAUUUUUGUAGCAAUUCAUUUGUAGUAGUUCCAUUCCAUGCUGCAUGGCAUUCCUAAAAACACUUGACAGCUUCCGUCAGUAGAUACAACCUUCUGUCAUGUUCCAGCCAACUCAUGGAAUCUGAUCAACGUCAUUAUGAAUAUCCCAGUAUGUGAGAAUACGAUUAGAGGUAGUCAAAUUAGGCAUUUAUCAGAUGAGCUCAUCGUGAUUAUUCUCUUGAUAAAUGGUAAAAGGAAAAGUUUUAAACACCUACCUAGCCCAAACAAAAUGAGUUCGGAGGGCUUUUAGCAAAAAAGGCUGCUGACAAGCAUGAAGCCAGAAUGCAGAGCAGCCUGUGUGUACAUUUCCACUCCUAAUUGUUUCUUUUUUUUUUUUCUAACACCUUCCACGUAUGUCAUGAUGGCUGUUUCUGUUCGUCAUCAUCAGGCAGAGAGACUCAUGGAGAUUAGUCAUUAUACCUCAGAUGCAAGCUUAUUUUUUUUUCAAACAAAUUAUACAUGUAAAGGCCACUGCCAAAUAUUCUUUUCCCCAGCCUUCCAUUUGCGUAAUGAGAUUAGUGAUUUCACUGACUUGAAGGAAAGUGGCGUGGAAUAUUAUACCCUUUCCCUGUCUUUUGUUAGAACAUUGAAGCCAGUUGCCCCGUUUUUUCUCCCCUCUCCAAGCAUAUAGAAGGAAAGCACAGCCACUUUUCUAGAAAUGUGUCUUCUGACACUUUACAUGUGUAUAUUAACUCUUGUUUAGACCCUCUUACACUAAGGCCCUGACCAGGGAACUGUCUCCAAGCUACGCACUGGGAGCUCCUUUCUGCUGGGUCUUCCCCCUUGCCCUCCGGCUCAUGAAGGACCAGUGGUUGAUUCUACCUUAUAAAGCAAAGUUGCUUGCAUUUUCAGAGAACAAAGAGAAACCCGGAGCUUCCAGAAUCUUUGCACAUGAUGAUUAUGAUCAAAAAACAUUCUAUCCUCUAGACUAGACACAUCUGUCUCAUGGAGACACUCAGAGAUGCGUGGGCUGGAGUGAAUUCACCCUUCUUGCCAGAUGGGGUCUAUAAGACAGGCUUUUAUUUCCACAGUUGAGCUGGAAACAAACUGUGCCUUCAAAAAGUGGCUUUUCUAACUUUAGGUUGGUUUUAUGUGAAGCGUGCUACUAACUUAAAAAUAAGUGCAUUCUCUUUCAGAGGAAACAUUCUCACAUCUAGUGAUCUGGAGUUAACAUUGUCUUUUUUGCAUUCUGAAGGAAAGGAGCCCUGAAUUUAACUCAGGUGGCAAGAAAAAAAUUCUUAAGUGUAUUUUAAUUUAUCUUUCUCUAACUUCUGUUUGUGAAUAUGUAAUUUUAAGGGUGCACUACACCAAUUUAGUAAAAAAAAAAAAAACUCUUACACUUUGCCUAUAUAGGCCUUUUCUCAGAAUUUGUAAGUUAUCACCAUUGUUAGCAUCUUCAGCUCUGAUAAUGAAAUGUCUUGUGUACAGAAUGAUGAGCCAGUCAUCAAAAGUGCUCGGAGCGGCAGGGGGGCAUUUUGUUCAGAGUCUGUAUCAGAAUAGCUCUUAAGCUCCAUGCCUUCAACUCAACAAGUGACCAUAUUCUGUAAAAUAAAAUGUGAAGUUUUUUAAAUCAAA
Molecule: messenger RNA, 3993 nt
Organism: Canis lupus familiaris (dog)
Lineage: Eukaryota; Metazoa; Chordata; Mammalia; Carnivora; Canidae
Gene: SNAP29
Product: synaptosome associated protein 29
Exons: 5
Coding region: 179-955 (258 amino acids)
Biological process (GO): synaptic vesicle priming; exocytosis; synaptic vesicle fusion to presynaptic active zone membrane
Cellular component (GO): plasma membrane; SNARE complex
Molecular function (GO): SNAP receptor activity; syntaxin binding
Source: RefSeq, a predicted model, not a curated record